GGGAACAAAAAAAGGACGGACGGAGCCACAGAAAAGUGUCGGUCCUUUCGAAGUGUUUUUAUUUUUCCACGUUUUACCAACUGCAUGACAAUACUUCAUAUUUAACCCACGGAAAAACGAUAACUGUGGACAUUAAAGGAGCGAAAAUAGGAAGAAGCGUCAAACGCAGGAACCAGUGCGGCUCUCCCACAGCUGGACCACAGCUGUUCCCACAGUGACGCGGAAGUUACCUGUUUGCUGCUCAGCAGUUUCAGACAUUUGUACCUGAAAACUGUCAGUAGACUAGAGAUGCCUCGAAGAAAGAGCCAUCGACUGGGUGACCUCAAAGGGCUGCUGCCCCCGAUAUCUGCACCAACCAAAUCAGACACGGCACCAACACAAGUUAGGACAGGUCUCGAUGUCCAGCAGAUGCUGUUACUUAAAGAAGAGAGCUCAAGUCAUGAUCAGCAGGAUUUGGUCCUCCACAUAAAGGAGGAAGAGGAGGAACCCUUGACCAGUCAGGAGGGAGAGCAGCUUCAUGGUAUACAGGGGGCUGAUAUCACCAGUUUCCCCAUCACUGCUGUUUGUGUAAAGAAUGAAGAUGAUGAAGAGAAACCUCACCUCCUACAUUUUCUUCAAACACCAGCUGAAGACAACAGAGAAGCCGAGCCUUCAACCAGCAGCUCAGCCAAACAGAUUAAAGCAGAAGGCGAUGGAAAGGACUACAAAGAGCCAGAACCAGCCACAAACCCGAAUCCAAAUAAUCAUUUACAACCCAAUAUUAAUGUAAAACGUUCAGACUUGUAUGGAGCUGAUGAUUGGCAGGAACCCUUGACAGAACCUGAACCUGAAAGUGAAGAUAGUGAAAAGUCAGGUGCAAAUAGUGAUGCCAAAAAGCCCUUUAUCUGUUUCGAGUGUGGUAAGCAGUUUCUCCAUGACUGGUCACUUCAGAGACACAUCAGACUUAAGUCAGGGAAUAGAGGUUCAAACUGUGAUGUCGGUGAUAAAAGCUCUGGAGUGAACCAAAAUGCAGAUUCACAGGGGACAGUUCAAACAGAAGAGAAACCAUUUGGCUGUGAUGUUUGUGGACAAAGGUUUCAGCUGAAUGUGAAUCUUAAGGUGCACAUGAAAGUUCACACUGGAGAGAAACCAUUUAGUUGCAAUAUCUGUGAAAGAAAAUUUAGACAUCAGUGUAACCUUAAGACACAUGUGAGAAUUCACACCGGAGAGAAACCAUUUGGCUGUCGCCUGUGUGAUAAAAGGUUUACACAGAAUGUACAUUUAAAGAUGCACAUGAGAAGCCACACGGGAGAGAAGCCAUUUUUUUGUGACGUCUGUAGUAAAAGCUUUUCACGACUGAGGAUUCUGAAAUCGCACAUGAGAGUACACACAGGAGAGAAACCAUUCGACUGUGAUGUUUGUCAUAAAAGAUUUUCACAACUUGGUGAUCUAAAGAGACACAAACACAUCCACACGGGAGAGAAACCGUUCAGCUGUAGUGUUUGUGGUAAAAGAUUUGCACAGAGGAUGCAUUUCAAGACUCACAUGAGAAUCCACACAGGAGAGAGACCUUUCGGUUGUGAUGUUUGUGGCAAGAGCUUUAACUGUAAGAGAAAUCUGAAGACACACAUCAGAGUCCACACGGGAGAAAAGCCAUUUGGUUGUAAUGUUUGUAAUAAAAGAUUUUCACAGCCAGGAAUUUUAAAGAGACACAUGAACAUCCACACAGAAGUUAGGAAAUUUGUACCCGGUAAAUCAAGAGGAGUCUAUUUGAGGUUGCUCAAAUCUAAGCCAGCCACAUCAGAAACGGAGCAGCUAGCUAUCAGAAACAGACAAGCUAUCCAGGUUGAUGAAGGUGUUUCCUCAAACCCCAGUCUGGAGCAGAAGGACCCAGACCUCCUUCACAUAAAGGAGAAACAAGCGAAACUCAUCACCAGUCAAGAAGGAGAGCAGCUUAAUGGUCUGAAGGAGGCCACCCUCUCACAGCUUCAUCAAAGACUGACCAAGGACCACUGCGAGGCAGAUGUUCCAUUCUUUAGCUGCUCUGAAUGUGAUAAACAAUACCUCUACAAGCGAUCUCUUCAGAGGCACAAGAAAAGUCAUUCAGCAGAAAACUUUGCCAGCUGUUUGGUUAAUAAGAAAGCUUCCAGAUUGGAGGAAAAUGUAGUUGACACAAGCAAGAAAAUAUUUGGAUGUGAUAUUUGCAAACAGAGAUUUCAUCAAAAAUCCCAUCUUAAGAUUCACAUGAGAAUUCACACAGGAGAGAAACCCUUUAGUUGUGAUAUUUGUGGAAACAUAUUUAGACAUCAGUACAGUCUCGACAGACACAUAAGAGUCCACACAGGAGAGAAACCCUUUGCUUGUGAUGUUUGCAGUAAAGGUUUUUCACAUCUGUGGGAUCUGAAAAGACACAAAAGUGUUCACACAAAGAGCCCUCCGCCCAAGGAACCCAAAGAUCUUGAUAAGGUGGCCCCUAUUUCUCCAUCAGCUAUAUCAGAAUUAGUGCAGACACAAGUCAAGAAGGAUGUAGAUGUCCAGCAGAUGUUGCCAGUUAAAGAAGAGCUUCCUUGGACUCCAAGUUUGGACCAGCAGGACCCAGACCCACUCCACAUAAAAGAGGAAGAGGUGGGAGAGAAGCGUAACAGUCUGGAUGAGGCUGAUAUCAUCAAGUUUCCAUUCACUGGUGGAGAUGAUCAAGAGAAACCAGAGUUCACGCAGCUUCAUCAAAGCACAGGACAAACAGAGUCUCCAACCAGCUUCUCAGCUAAGGAGAUUAAAGCAGAAAGAGAUGAAGAGGAUGGGGGAGGACCAGAACCAGGCUCCUACCUAGAACCAAAUGCUAAUUUACAAGGAAAUGCUACUGGAAAGGCUUUAGACUUUCACGAGACAGAAGUUAAAGCCGAUGUUAAAUGUCAUGCACCUUUUUCAAAUUUUGAAUCUGAAACUGAAGAUGGUGAAAGGGGUUGGAAGGAGAGUGGGCCAUGUCAAUCAGAGGUAAAUAGUGAUGUGGGAUGUAAGGCCGCUGAAAAAUCCUUUAGCUGCUCUGAGUGUGGUGACCAGUUUUUCUGCAAUGUCUCUUCAGCAGCACAGACAAUGUCAAUCAGAAAAAGGGAAUUCUAGCUGUUUGGUCAAUAAGAAAUGCCUUAAAGUGAAGCAAAAUGCAGAAGAGAAACUGUUUUGUUGUGAUAUUUGUGGACAAACAUUCACCAAAAAUGCAAAUCUUAAGGUCCACAUUAGAGUCCACACAGGAGAGAAACCAUUUAGUUGUAACAUCUGUGAAAAAACAUUUGGGUAUCAUUGUAGUCUUAAGACACACAUGAGAGUUCACACAGGAGAGAAACCAUUUGGUUGUAGUUUGUGUGAUAAAAAAUUCUCACAGAGGAUACAUUUAAAGACGCACAUGAGUGUCCACACUGGCACAAGACCGUUUGUUUGUGAUGUUUGUAGCAACGGAUUUUCACAGCUCAGGAUUCCAAAGUCACAUAUGAGUAUCCACACAGGAGAAAGGCCGUUUUGCUGUGAAGUUUGUCCUAAAAGAUUUUCAAAAAUAGGGGAUCUAAGGAGACACAUGAUUGUUCACACUGGAGAAACCAUUCAAACGUGCUGAUUGUGACAAAUAAUUCACACAGAGGACACAUUUCAAGAUGCACAUGAGCGUCCACACAGGAGAGAGACCAUUUUGUUGUGAUACUUGUGGCAAAAGAUUUAUUUGUAACAGAAAUCUUAAGCUACACAUGACCAUCCACACGGGAGAAAAAACAUUUGUUUGUGAAAUUUGUGGUAAAAGACUUAAGUGUGACAGAAGCCUUAAGAUACACAUGAGUGUUCACACGGGAGAGAAACCAUUUGGUUGUGCUGUUUGUAGUAAAAGCUUUUCUCAGUCAGGGAUUUUGAAGAGGCACAUGAGAAUCCACACAGGAGUGACACCGUUCACUUGUGACAUCUGUGGUAAAAGGUUUAAUUGUAAGGGGAAUCUUAAGUCACACAAGCGUGUUCAUUCUGGAGAGAGGCCAUUUGUUUGUGAUGUUUGUGGCAAAAGAUUGAAGUCUAACAGAAAUCUUAGGAACCACUUAAGAAUUCACACAGGAGAGAGACCAUUUGGUUGUGACAUUUGUGUCAUCAGAUUUAAUGAAGAGGGAAGCUUGAAGAGGCACAUGAGACGCUGUCAUGUAAUCGUGGGGAAAUAUUUAUGAAAUUUCAUAGUAUCAGUUUCAAAAGAAGAUUUGAAUGUUUAGAAAAUAUGCAGAUUAUCUAAGCUGUGCAAUUUUGGCUUUAGUUAAGCUAGGAUCAAUUAAAUAAAGUCUGCAGUAAGAGUAUGGAGAUGUCGCUUUCAUGAUGUUCUGCUAGAAAGUCUGUGCAUCAGGUGGAGUGGCAUGAAAAGUGAGGGAGUCAAAGCAGGGAGGAAUUCAUUGUGGGUCACUCACAGCCUUUUGUCCCAGGAGACUGGGUUCUUUGUGAAACCAAAAACCAACAUUUUUUAACUUAAUUAACAUAUCACUUUCUUUUAAAAGUCUAUUUCAAAUCUAAGUUUUGAUGUCUUUUGAUAACACAACCAUUUGGUUAGUUUUAGGCAACAAAACCAGGCUAGGUCGGGAUUAAAAUCGACCCAUUCACAUAACUCUCUGGUAGAAAACUGAAGGAAGCUGUCACUCAUAUGCAUUCUGACCGCAUGGCUCCAGUGAUUGUAUUGAUGAGAACAAAUUAGUCUCCUGAUGCUUAGUUUGUUAUAUCAUCCAAAGGUUUGCUUUUUGGUGGAUGCUGCAUGGUCACUCGGUAAACUGUUCUGGAACAUAAUCUAACAACCAAGACUGUCUGACCAGCACAGUUCUAUAAACUCCGUUUUGUUUCUAGAAACAUUCACCCAUGCACCAUUUUACAUAACAGUGGCAUUUCCUGCUAAUGGCAACAUCAUCUUUGUGAAUUUUAAAAUAAUAUUAAAGUGUAACAGUGGAUAGACCUGUUGUCUCACAGCAAAAAGCUUCUGUGUUCAAAUCUAGGGAUAAGAUAGGAACUUUUUGUUCUAUCUGGGCCUGGAGGAGCUCUGUCCAAGUGCCCCCCAUCAUGGUCCUACAGCAGGGGUGGGGAACUCCAGGCCUCAAGGGCCUGUGUUCUGCAGUUUUUAGAUGUGUCCUUUAUCCAACACAGCUCAUUUAAAUGGCUAAAUUUCCUCCUCAACAUGUCUUGAAGUUCUCUAGAGGCCUGAUAAUGAAACAAUCAUUUGAUUCAGGUGUGUUGACCCAGGGUGAGAUCUAAAACCUGCAGGACACCAGGCCUUGAGGCCCGGAGUUCCCCCACCCCUGUCCUACAGUAACCGGUAACCCUCCUUUGGGUGGCGCUGUCACUUGGUGGUCUCUCUCUCUGCGGUAAAGAAUCACUUCCUGUUCCUGUUCCAACACACAGUGGUGUUUUUGUGUAGACUUGCGUCUACAAAGAGAGGGCAUAUUUCUCCUAUAUUGGCAUCCCUUCAUUGGCUCCCUGUUAAAUCCAGAAUUGAAUUCAAAAUUCUGCUCCUCACAUACAAGGUCUUAAAUAAUCAGGCCCUGUUUUAUCUUAAUGACCUUAUA
Oreochromis niloticus (Nile tilapia) is the source of this 5543-nucleotide messenger RNA. Its product is annotated as zinc finger protein 665. Gene Ontology annotation, molecular function: DNA-binding transcription factor activity, RNA polymerase II-specific; RNA polymerase II cis-regulatory region sequence-specific DNA binding. The transcript is spliced from 5 exons. NCBI's taxonomy places the organism in Eukaryota, Metazoa, Chordata, Actinopteri, Cichliformes, Cichlidae. The record is from RefSeq and is a predicted model, not a curated record. The coding region runs from base 289 to 3099 and encodes 936 amino acids. Gene Ontology annotation, biological process: regulation of transcription by RNA polymerase II.